Molecule: messenger RNA, 1716 nt
Organism: Cyclocybe aegerita
Lineage: Eukaryota; Fungi; Basidiomycota; Agaricomycetes; Agaricales; Hemipholiotaceae
Source: the annotation of a GenBank genome assembly
AUGCAUACGCAGGACGUAGGUCGGCCGCGGAUCAUUAGUUUGGAUAGAGAAAUGGCAAAACCGCGAAAGGUCACCAAGCAAGAUGACGGGAAAACAGAUAACCAAGUUCCCAGUACAUAUAAUAAAACCAGCAGAAUUUCGGGUGAAGGACCCAACGCGAGCACGGAGACGGUUGAGAGUGAGGUGCCAUUAGGAUGGGAUGUUAUUGUUGCUCUUGUUGGCCCAACGGGCUCUGGGAAGACUUCGUUCAUCAACGCUGCUGCUGGCACCAACUAUCCUGCCAGCGACUCUUUGCAAUCCUGCACGAGCAGCAUCGAGGUCGUCAAACAUUCAUGUCCCGAACGGUUCAGCUUCGAUCACCUAUACCUUGUCGAUACUCCCGGUUUCGAUUGGGAGAAUAGGGCGGACGGGUUGACCAGGUCCGAUGCCGAAAUACUCAAAGAUAUAUCGGAUUGGCUGAACAACACAUAUCAGCAAAGAAUCAAGUUAUCGGGCUUGCUUUUCUUCCACCGCAUCAGUGACAAUAGAAUCCCGGACUCCACCGCAAGGUAUUUCAAGGCGUUUGAAGGACUCGUUGGUGGCCAUUUCCGCAGUAUCGUCCUCACGACGACAAUGUGGGACGAGCUCGGCCACGAGGAAGAAGGAAGGGUUAGGGAAAACGAACUCAAGAACCGCUUCUGGAAGUCCAUGAUGAAGCGAGGCUCGGAAACGAAACGUUUUGUUGGGACGAAGGAAUCCGCCCUCAACAUUCUUUCAUUUAUGUUGAAAGACCUCCAAACCCGCGAAACGCUUUUGCUUCAGAAGGAAGUGACCGAUCUUUGUCUUUGUCUCCCUCAAACUGCGGCUGGAAUGGGGUUGCAUGACGGGCUCAGGGACCUGGUGCACUAUUAUCAUCGCAAAUUGGAGCCCAGCAACGUCGGCGACCGGAGUGGCGACGAACAGAGUUCAGGCACCUCAAGAGACGAAUAUGAAUCCAUCAAAGCCAAAUUGAAGAGCUAUUGUCAAAGCGUCGAAGCCAUGGAUAUUUCCUGCGGAGAGCGUCUGACCAGAAUCUUGGUAGCAGGAGCCGGUUGGCGCUUCCUUUCCCGCCCCGUACCCCCGAAGGACUCUACAGUCAUCCUCGUCUUGGGCUCAACAAGAGCCGGGAAGAGCACGUUCAUCAACGUUGCCACUGGAUGCGACCCGAUUACUGGCCCCCGAGACCCUGGCGGUUUAAAGCCAGUAACGACAGACAUCACAAUGAACAGACUGACCAUCCGCUCGAAUCGUUCCAAUGUACCCCAGUCGCUCAUCCUACUUGACACACCAGGUUUUGAUUCCGACCUGGGUGGCAGACCUGAUCACGAACUCGUUCAAGACAUCGGCGAAUGGAUCAAAGUCCUUGAAAGGCGCAAGAUCGCCCUACAAGGGGUAUUGUGGAUUCACGAUAUCACCAGCAAUUUCAAUCACUCCAGCUUCCAAGUGCUCAUCGACCUCUACAGAGUACAUCGUUUCAAAUUGCUUCUAGUGACGAGCAAGUGGGGCACGAGUGUUACUGACUCUGAUGCAGAAAGCAACGAUGCGGAGUUGAAGGGAAAUAGUUGGAUUUCGACAAGUGCUCCUGGUGAUGUCGACCUUCGGGCUGAAAUCGUUCGAGGGGGUGCGGGGAUCAAACGGUUUGACAGGACCCGUCCUUCCGCAUGGAGGAUACUGGAGGAGCUUCUGACGCAGCAAUGA